Arctia plantaginis is the source of this 364-nucleotide messenger RNA. The record is from the annotation of a GenBank genome assembly. Lineage: Eukaryota; Metazoa; Arthropoda; Insecta; Lepidoptera; Erebidae.
AUGAAAAAAAACAAUUUGACAAACGCCGGGAAUGAAAAAGAAAUAGCUGACGUCACGCACGCUUGGGCUGCGGCGGCGCGAACGGUCGAUAGCUGGAGCGACAGGCGGUGCCGGCCCGGGUCACAGCCUGCUGCGAUCGAUACCGGCGCGGCGGCGGGAGCACGACGCGUCGGGCAGCCCGCCCCCGGACACGAGAUUUACCCUCCGCCGCGUGACACGGGCGGGAAACGGCGAGGGGACCCAAACCGGGCCCGGGUAAUACACGGCGGUUCCCCUGCGUCCAGCUGGCGAAUGAGCGGCGCCCCGCCCCCGCAGGCGCCGUGGCUGGCGUUAGCGCCGCCUUUUUACCAAGCAAACCAUUCGC